AUGCAUGCUACACAUGUCAUCUUGGAGAGACCAUGGCAAUUUGACAAAGACGUCACAUUCAAUGGAAGGGCAAAUACGUACGCACUUUUGCAUGAAGGCAAGCGUAAGGUCCUCACACCACUCACACCUGCACAAGUUUAUGAGGACCAACUAAAAUUGCAAAGGGAGUGUGACAUACACCGUCAAAAGCGAAAGCAAAAGACGGCCGACCCUGGCAAGAGCUCCACUUCUACAAGUGAGCCAUCGACCAAGGGUCAAGUGAGCACACCUAGUGUUACGCAUGCCAAAUCCCCCACUACACCUUCCACUAGGAAGCAAAACAUGAUCAUUAAGGCUAAGGACGUUAGAAAAGUUGUGAAUUCUGACCAGCCUGAAUUCGAGGAUGUAUUCCCUGACGAGGUCCCUGACGGCUUACCACCCAUUCGAGGGAUUAAACAUCAAAUAGACCUGAUUCCUGGAGCACCCCUACCCAACAAACCAGCUUACCGCAUGGGUCUUAAGGAGAAAAAGGAGCUUCAAAGCCGCAGUGAACUUGAGCAUUUGGAGCAUGUGAGACUAGUUCUUGAGACACUUCGAUAG
Coffea arabica (coffee) is the source of this 579-nucleotide messenger RNA. The record is from RefSeq and is a predicted model, not a curated record. Lineage: Eukaryota; Viridiplantae; Streptophyta; Magnoliopsida; Gentianales; Rubiaceae.